AUGGAAGAUAUAAAUUUCGAUACAGUGUUCGACAGUGUUCUCGAUCAAUAUUUAAACCCAGACCUUGACCAAGCCUCAACAAAUGUUUCCCCAAUAGAAAAUGAUGGGAUAAAUUUUUUUAGAAAAAAUUUUUUCUCUGUGUGUUGUUUACAAUAAAAAUAAAUGAUUCUUAAAAAUAAUAGCCAAGUAUAAUAUAUAUAACUGUUUUUAUUAAAUUAUUUAGGAUAUCAUAAAAUGAAGAUCCUUACUUCAAUUUGGAUCCCAUUCCCACAGAUAAUUCUCAAGAUAUAUUUCUCUCAGAAAAAGAUCCAAAAAUCUUUUCUUCAUAAUUAUUCAUUAAAUUAUUACAGAGAAGCUCUUGGCCAGCAAAUUGCUUUUCUUGUUCCUUGCUUCGCACUACCUCUAUGCUUGCCCUGGUUCCACAGGCUAAGGCUUGUGCUGCUCCGGACGAGGGCUUGCACUCGUAAUCAGGAGGUAAAGAAGCUUGGUCACCGUGCCAUAUGCUGACGGUUUACAUUUUCCUAAAUUUCAAAAAAUAUAUUUUCUGGUCUGGCUAUCGACAAAGAUAAAGCUUGCAGCCUAGGGCACAACUCCCAGUGGAAAAUGUCCGAUUGGCCAAGCGAACGCCCUGGCCUUACUGGACUAUCCCUUUCCAGCUUCCAAGUUUCAUCCUCUUUCGGGGUAAAACCUUGCUCUGUAUGUGAGCCUGCGGUGGUCAGCCUGGCAUUGUGCUCCACCAGACCAAGUAAAACCCACUUUCCCUUCCACGAGGUCCUCAGACUCCCGUCUGGCUACAGAUGUUAAGCGGGCAGGUUGGCUCUCCACCCCAUUUUUAUGUGUGUAUUUUUUCUUCAUCGCUUCUGCUGCAAAACUUCGACAAUUCCGAUUACAUCCGAUCAGAAAUCUGCUCCUUGUGUGGGAAAAAUCUUGUAAAAUCAGAAGAUGGCACCUGCAAAAUUCCAAAAAAGCGAAAAAGGCUUGAUGCCACCCCUUCUUGUGCAUCUACUAAAGUAUGCCUGGACUGCAAAAAGCUUGACAUCAAAGACUUAAACAGCUACAAAAAUGCUUCAAAAACCUCAAAAAUGGUCAUAUACUCAUCCCUAUAUAUAUCCCACCAUUUUUAUUUAUUUUUCUCUAAUAUAACCAUUUUCACUAUUUCCAUAUAAAAAGAGAAAAUGCUAAAAAGGCAUUUUUACAAAAAAAGAGCGAGGAAUUACAAAAAUUGGAAGAAGAGGAAAAAAUAAUCCUUGAAAACAGCAAAAAUUUGCCUAUUGAAGAACAAAAAAGGCUGAAGCAAAAAAUGAGGAAUAGAGUCUCCGCACAAAGGAGUAGAGACAAGAAGAAAGAACUGCUGACACAGCUGAUUGAAGAAAACGAGAAUUUAAAAUCAAAAAAUAAUGAGCUUAAAAGAAGGCUUAUCGAAGCAGAAAAUGAAAAUGCUCAUUUAAAGAAGCAGCUUUCACAUGAGUAUAUUGGAGACUCAGGCAGCAUGCCCAAGACAGCUAAGUACCUUUCUCUUGGAUUUAUUGCUGCUAUAUCAGUAAUAAUGAUAGUGUCGACUUCUCAGCCACAAAUGCAAGGGACUGAGCUCAAAGCUCUGCCUUCAAGAAAAUUGAUUGAAGUCCCAGCAAUUCGUCAAAAAGGUGAGGUAAAAAUUAUUGAUGAAGUAAGUAUUUUUCCUGAUAAAGAUAAAUACUUAUAAUUUUUAUAGUAAAUAUAUAUUUAUUAAAUAACAUUUUUUUAAAAAUCAUGUUUCAGCGUAGAAGAAUACCUAUAAGUGAGCUAAAUGAGUAUCGGCAGAACCGCAUGGAUAUGUAUGAAAACGUCCCAAGUUUCCGGUCAUUUGAAGGUGCAAAUGAUCCUUGUGCUAGAAAUAUGAUAAAUCAAGUACGGGAUGGGAAGUUCACUACUUUAUUCUGCCCUAGUAUCCAGGCAUUUUGGGAUCAAAGCCAAGAAUCCCCAAAUCUGCAAUUUAUCCAAAUCGUGACCCCAUUGGAAAGUAUGUCAGGCUUAGCCCCAGCGACGCCAAUAGAUCCAUCACAGGACUAUAUGUUAGAAAUCAUAUGUAAAGUAACAGAUGUCAAAGUCAUGCCCGCGAUAUCUGCUACUAUAGAUCCAUAA
Messenger RNA from Blepharisma stoltei, 2121 nucleotides. The record is from the annotation of a GenBank genome assembly. Lineage: Eukaryota; Ciliophora; Heterotrichea; Heterotrichida; Blepharismidae.